This is a messenger RNA of Lucilia cuprina (Australian sheep blowfly), 1597 nucleotides long. RefSeq names its product F-box only protein 32. Bases 489 to 1538 code for a protein of 349 amino acids. Gene Ontology annotation, molecular function: protein binding. The record is from RefSeq and is a predicted model, not a curated record. Gene Ontology annotation, biological process: protein ubiquitination. NCBI's taxonomy places the organism in Eukaryota, Metazoa, Arthropoda, Insecta, Diptera, Calliphoridae. The transcript is spliced from 6 exons. Gene Ontology annotation, cellular component: cytoplasm; nucleus; SCF ubiquitin ligase complex.
GAACGUUUAAAUACAACAGCGGAAAACUAGCAACUUGAGUUUGAAUUGUUUUUUCUCACAGACUCUAUAUUGAAUAAAAUAAAAUCAACAACAAAAAAAUAAAUGAAAAAUACAAAGUGCAAAAAGUGUUUAUUAAAACAAAACAGACAAAACUUAUAAGAAAAACAAAAACUCACAUAAAACUUCAAUAUCAACAACAGUAAAAGCAAAGAAAUAAACAAAUUAAAAACUACCAAAUUAUAGAAUAAAAUUAUAUAUUUUUUGAAGUAAAACUUGAGUGCUUAACCGUCCUAUAGUUUUAAAUAAGUUGUUUUUUUUUUAAUGAAAUAAAAAUAUUUUGCCAUCAUAUCAAAGAAACACUGCUAAAAUUAAUUUAAAUAAAAGAAAACAAGUGAUAACGGUUAAAACUAUCAUAUUAGUUUUAAACAUUAUUUUUAAAAUAAAUUAUUAAAUAGUAGUUAAACAAAGAAACAAACCCAGAAACCAACAUGCCGUUCAUUUCGAAAGAUUGGCGUUCACCCGGUGAAGCUUGGGUUAAAACUGAAGAAGGUUGGGAAAGAUUAAAAGUUUUGGAAUGCGGUAAACGUAAACGACUUCCCUCCACCAAUGAAGACAACUAUGAAAGUGAUGAUAACAACGAGGAAACUAUACCACCGCACUGCCACAUUACCAUUAGAUGUACACGAGAAAUAGCCGGUUUUAAUGGUCUGGGUGAAGCUGUGCGACGUCUGGAUUUCCGCAGUUCAGUACGGGAUCGUCGACGUUUUCAUUAUAUUUGUGCCUUGUUAAGGCUGCUGGUGGCACAUAAAGGCAUUGCUAAUUUGUCGGGCAGUGCCCAGAAACAAUUGUUACAAAUGGUCGAAGAGGUGGCAUCGCAUGUCAGUGAUAGUCAACAACAUUUGAAUGUUUUACGUGGACUGGCUUUGCAAUUGCAGCAUAUUGUCUAUCAGGAAAAUCAAAAAUGUUGGGGCAAACCAUUGGGUAGUUCGAAUUUAUGGCAGGAACAUGUUGAGACCAUUAAACGUAUACAACAAGUUGCCAGUCAAAUUGAAAUUAGAGAGCCUGGUCCUGAAAUACGUCCAAAACUACAUGAUUUACCCGAAGAAUGUAUUAGAGAAAUAAUAUUGCGCAUUGGUGAUCAUAGAGAUUUAGAGGCCUCUGCCGAUGCCUGGAAAAUCAUGUCAAAACUAGUAAACGAACAACGCAUCUGGCGUGAACUAAUACGUUUUCAUUUCACUCCAAAUCAAAUUGAUUCGAUUCUAGAACUAAACAAACUGAAACACAUGAACGAUGUUAAGGAUGGUAAGAAAUUCUAUCAUCAAUUGAGACGUACCUAUGGACUUAAUGAUGAUUAUCAAUUUGCCGAAAUAUUAUCACUGUGUCGUUAUUGUUGUUGUCUCUUUUGGCCCUCCGACGGUCAUCCUUGUAUUGUCGAUCAAAGUCCUGACUAUAAACAAAGACUUGAAGAGGCCGGCGGUCAACUGGCUUUAACGCAGCCAGUACCACCAGCUCAAUUUUUAAAAUUUUUCUCCUUGUAAAUGUAAUAUUUUUUUGUUUAUUUGUAAGUUAUAGAAAACCCAAAUUAAGAACUCAAAAU